Messenger RNA from Ixodes scapularis (black-legged tick), 1908 nucleotides. RefSeq names its product sodium- and chloride-dependent glycine transporter 2-like. NCBI's taxonomy places the organism in Eukaryota, Metazoa, Arthropoda, Arachnida, Ixodida, Ixodidae. The record is from RefSeq and is a predicted model, not a curated record. The coding region runs from base 1 to 1908 and encodes 635 amino acids. The transcript has 2 exons. Gene Ontology annotation, molecular function: glycine transmembrane transporter activity. Gene Ontology annotation, biological process: sodium ion transmembrane transport. Gene Ontology annotation, cellular component: membrane.
AUGGAGCGAGAAAGGUUCGCCAGCAGCCGGCAGUUCCUCUGCUCCUGCCUCAGCUACACUGUCGGCCUCGGCAACCUGUGGAGGUUCCCUUACGUCUGCUACAAGAACGGCGGGGCGGCCUUCCUGGUUCCCUACAUACUGGUCACCAUGCUUAUUGGGCGGCCCGUUUACUUCCUCGAGCUGUUGCUGGGCCAGUUCUCCGGCCAUGGUCCCUUGGGGGCCUUCCGGCUAUCGCCCAUGUUCCAGGGCAACGCGUUCGCCAUGAUGUGGGCCGCCUUCGUGAUCAGCAUCUACUACCAGAUGGUCGUCACGUACGCCAUCAUCUAUUUCUUCGCGUCGUUCAGAAACCCGCUGCCCUGGAACGAGUGCUACCAUUGGUGGGGGGUGUCCUUGGACGGCUGCUUCGCGCGCCAGAGCACAGACCGCCUUUGCGACAGCGUGCGGAAGAGCAUCGUGCUCGCUGGCGUGAACGACACAGGUGCAGGUUCGCUGGUCCCGGUAACCUACGGGAACAAGACGGUCUUCAUAUCGCAGCAGGACUACAGCUCGUUGUUCGCCGGUUGCGUCAACGCGAACGCGUCGUCCACAGAGGUCUUCUACAACAAGUACGUGCUUGACCUCAGCAGCGACAUUGAGCUCGUCGGAGACGUUCAGCCGACCCUCGUGCUGGCCUACGCAAUCAGCUGGAUCAUUAUUUUCCUCACCAUCUUCCGUGGAAUGCAGGUGCUGGGAAAGUUGCUUCUGGUGACUGCCGCUAUUCCGUACAUCAUCCUGACCAUCAUGCUCGUCAGGGGCAUCACCCUGCCAGGAUCUGGCAUCGGGAUCACGUACCUGGUCGUGCCCACCUGGUCCAAGAUCCUCGAUCUGAACGUCUGGAGAGCUGCCAUCGAGCAGGCCUUCGUCUCGCUCAGCAUUGGCACCGGUGGCCUCAUGCUCUACGGGAGCUACCUGAACUUUCGCUCAGACGCGCGCUGGACCGUCCGCUUCAUUUGCUUCGUGGACUUCCUAACGAGUGCACUAGCCGCCUUUGUGGUCUUUGCCGUCCUGGGCAACAUGUCCUUCAGGCUUAACAUGCCCAUCGAAGACGUCGUGAACCAGGGGCCCGCGCUGGCGUUUGUGACGUAUACCGAGGUACUCUCCCUCAUCCCAUUUCCUUACGUCUGGUCCGUUUUCUUUUUCGCCGUGCUUUUCUUAAAGGGCAUCGACUCGCAGAUGGCCAACUGCGAGAUCCUCACCACCUCCAUCCAAGGGCUAUUUCCGGGUUGCUCGGGGCAACGCUUUUUGUCGGCGCUCAUGUACUGCUCCACCUGCUUCUUGAUCGGGCUUUGCCUCACCACGCAGGUGGGCUUCUACAUCCUAGCAGUCCUGGACCAUUACCUGGGAGCGAUCAUGUUGCUCGUCACGUGCUUCUUUGAGACGCUCAUUGUCGGCUGGGUCUACGGUAUGAACCGGUUCUGCUUCGACGUUACCUUCAUGACGGGAAUCUGUCCGAGCUACUUCUUUGUAAUUUCGAUCAAAUACGCGACUCCGGUCGUUCUCGGCACGUUGCUGGUGCAUGUCAUGGUGACCUUCCCGAGGAGCAGCGCGGGUCUGUAUACAUUGCCUAUCUGGGCCGACGUGUUUGGCUGGGCCCUGGUUGCGGUGGGACUGAUGCCCAUUAUUCUCGUGGCUGUCGCGAAGCUGUUCGAGUGCAACUGCAACUGUCGAAAGGCCAUCUCGCCCGAGCGGGACUGGGGUCCUUACGACGACAAGUACCACGUUCGCUACAAGAAAAGGCUCCAGGAACUCGGCUACACGCUCCUGCACCACAGCGUCUCGCCGAUAAGCAAUUUAGUGUCCGGGCAGCCUCCUCGAAAUCCGCGCAGCCAAAGCGCGAUGCAGUCUCCGAAGCCGUUCCCCCACUUGUAG